Triticum dicoccoides is the source of this 1248-nucleotide messenger RNA. RefSeq lists its product as uncharacterized. Bases 1 to 1248 code for a protein of 415 amino acids. The record is from RefSeq and is a predicted model, not a curated record. The transcript is spliced from 9 exons. NCBI's taxonomy places the organism in Eukaryota, Viridiplantae, Streptophyta, Magnoliopsida, Poales, Poaceae.
AUGGCGACGGACAUGUUGACCAUAUACCUGCACUAUGAAGAUACAAAUCAGGAAGCCAAAAUUUUACAAAAAUCCAUGAUGAGAGGCAGCUCCUACUUAGUUCACAUUUAUGAUGAAGGUGUUGUGAUGAAAAUGUUGUCUGACACUGAGAUUGUGAAAGCUGUCCAUCUGACAGUGGUGUCUCUGCUGAAGGGGCAGGGCAACUUACUAUGCAAGGGCCGCAAAGUUACGGACCAACGUGAUGUUGAAGAUGGAGACUGCAACAAUGGUGAGAAAUUCCCACAAGGUCAUGAAUCACAAGCAUUGGUCGAUGAAGAGGGUCAAGUGCACAAUCAAGACAAGGAAGUACGCAAGCGCAAGAGAACAAGCUUGCCAAUUGUCUGGAACAUGCCAAAGGGGCAGAGAAUAGUUGUGAAAUGCAAUGAAGAUAGCCAGCCUAUAGGAGAUGAAGGUGCAAUCUUGGGGAAGUUUCUGGGCACGGUUGCUAGAAAUGGAGGAUUUUGCCCACUAAACAUAAAUGAUUGGCGUCAUGUCAAAAAGAAUAGUGGUGAGGAAACAAUAUUGCAGUGCGUACAGACAAAGUUCGUGUAUCCUCGAUCAUGUGAAAAAUGGAUACUCAAAUCAAUUGGAAGAGACUGGAGGAAAUUUAAGUCUAGUUUGAAAGAUGCUUUCUUCAAACCCGCCAUUGAAAAAAAUCCAAACAUCAAGCGAAAGGCUUUGUAUAAGCUCUGUCCAGAAUAUGUGGACAACAAUCAAUGGCGUGGGCUUGUUAAAUAUUGGAAGUCCAAAAAAGGAAGGGCCCUUGCUGAGAAGAACAUAAUUAGUCGUUCCCUCGUGAAGGAUUCACAUAAUGCUGGCACAAAGAGUUAUGCUUGUUGGGGCGAAGACAUGAGGCAAGCUGAUCCUGAAAAGAAACGACCACACAGAUCAAAGGUUUAUUUAGCAACUCACAAGAAGAAGGACGAUGCUGAUGCUAAAAAUAAAGAUAGAAAUAAGCGCCUGGAUCGAUUGGAGAAUCUAAUAACCGAACUACCAGAGUUGGCACAAAAUUUGAAUGGAAGAGUCGCAUGGGAAGGUGAUGCCCUGCAGGAAGUGUUAGGGAAAGAAAAGAUUGGACAAGUGCAUGGCAUGGGUUUGCUUCCAACUCCUAAGCAAGUCUAUGGUCGGACGCCACGGUAUCUAAAAACAUCAAUAUGGCUACAACAGAUGGAUCACCAUAUGAAGUUGAACAUGACGUUUGGGAGGUAA